AUGAGAGAUGGUGACGUCACCGUUACAAAAAAUCAUGAAGAAGUGAUGGCAGAAGCAAAAUUCUAUCUUCUUGAAGAACUUGUCAAAUUGUGCAAGCCAGUUCUGCCUUCUCGAGGAUUUAAAAUUUCGAUCAUCAAUGACGAACAACUAUUGCAAAUUCUUGCGGAAGAGCCGCUAAAGCCCGUUCUCCUAAUAUUAUACCGCUUCAACGAAAAAAUGUAUUUACCGGAGAAUACUCUUCUCUACGGCAUUGUUUUAUAUUUCUCCCCUAGAUUUGAAGUAUAUUUCAGGGAGUUUACAGGGAUAGUAACAAUUUUCAAAACUUUUUUUCAAAACUUUUGA
This is a messenger RNA of Caenorhabditis elegans, 342 nucleotides long. RefSeq names its product BTB domain-containing protein (gene K02E7.4). Bases 1 to 342 code for a protein of 113 amino acids. NCBI's taxonomy places the organism in Eukaryota, Metazoa, Nematoda, Chromadorea, Rhabditida, Rhabditidae. The record is from RefSeq and is marked reviewed. The transcript is spliced from 2 exons.